CAGUUUCUGCACCAUGCAUUAUGGAACUUCUGUUUUAAGCUUGGGAAUAUCUUUGAAAAACAUGCAUAAAUUCGGCUUUAAAGAUUUCAUGUGAUAGAAUAUCUCUACUGGACUACAAGUAGUUGUUCCAAAAGUUAGUGCUCUUUGUUCAUAUGCAGUGGCUUAAUCCUAGACUGAAUUUGAUGAGCUUUAGCUUCAGUUCAAUGGAUCUUACUGUAACCUAUUUCAUUAGAUCCCUUUUAUCUAUUAUCCCAAAUACUUUCACUGUGUAUUUUUAGUAUAGAGAGUACAGUCAAGUUGCAUUUUGGCUAAGAUUUAAAUAGAUUGAUUUCUUAUUCUAAGCCUUAAAACAAUUUCUCACAGCUCUCUUCUGAACUCUUUCCAGAACUUUCAUUAACUUUCUUUUCAAACAAUGAACAUCAAAAUGGGAAACAUUUGGCAGCGGUUCCAUUGAAAGUCUUUACAGAAAUAAAGUCUCUGCAUCCCUCUAACUCCUACACAAUCCCCUGUUGAUACUUUUAUGGUAGCCUUUUAACUGCAGCAGUCUUUUAAGAGCUGGUGUUCCCAUCAUGGUGUCUGUCAAUCCUCUGGUUGUCCCCGUGUUCUAGGACACACUUGCCACAUACUUCAUUUUCACCCACCUGCUAUACAAUAGCAUAAAGAGACCAAGAAUGGAAGAAACAUCUGAAGUCCCUGAGGUAGCACAAAUUAUAAGACAUGGAGUGCUUCCUCCUCAAGAAACAGUCUAAUCUUAGGCACUACCUUGUCCUGUUAAGAGUUGCUUUGUUUAAGGGAAGGGCACUACACGCACUUCCUUCUAAAGAACAAAUAACUGCAAGGCUCCUAUCCUACUAAAGUUCUAGGUAUAUUCUGCCACCAAUUUUCUACGCUCAGCUGGUGCAGUUUCUCAGAAAACAGAGGUAUGUAAAUGUGGUAUUUCCUGCUAACAUACAAAAAAAGCAAGAUUCAGCAUACAUGGGGAGGCUUUGCAAGGUUACUCUGACAGCAGUUCUUGCUAGUUCUUCCUAGAAAGCUCUGACUUAGAAGUAAUAAGUUCUAUGGUGCCCUGUAGGGACUGUCAGUUAUGCCUUACAAGAGAUCACUGGGAAAAACCUUUGUAUAAUGUUGCUUUUAGAGACUUCCCUUAAAAAAUUUACAAUUUUGUGUUUUUAUAAAUCAUAAGAAACUCAACUACUAUUGACAGAGUAAUGCUAACAUAGAAAGAAAAAUUUAAAAUUUGUCGGAAAUUCAUCAUUCCUACAGAAAAGCCAUAGCACAACAUUUUUCAAAGUAUCUUAAAUCCGUGUUAUUUCUGCUCUCUGUGAGAACCUACCUUUUUAUAUAUGUCUAGUCUUGCUCCCAUUUAUCACUAGCUCUAAAAGCCUGACAUAUUAACUUAAUGUGCCUAUAUUCUCAUCCACAGCAUUUUGUUUUCCUUAAGGAAUACUUGCUAUAUCUUGAAUUAGUCCUUGGAUAAAAACAUUAUUUCCAAGAUGUGCUGAUGCAAGCUAUUAUGGCAAGAGAUUCCACACUUCAAUCUAAGGUCAAUAGGAUAUAAGGAAAAAUGCUACUGCUACACUCAUAAGGACACCUACAAAACUCCAAGAGGUUAAGACUGCAUUUAAAGUUCUAUUGGCAAAACCGUAUAUAUUAUACCUGUAAGUGUGAUUGUUAUCAAAAUAUGCCCUUGCAACACAAGUAAUACACAUCUCUUAUUAGUAAAGCUUAUUUCAUUUGGAGUUUACCUGUACUGGUCAAUUCUUCAAUGCAAAAAAAGGCUUUCAACCACUUUUAGUAGUUUAAGUUACUCCUUUUGGCAUCUAUGGAAUUUGGGUGUCUAAUCUUUCUCUGGAAGGAGAAACUUUGCAAUUGAAAUGGCACAAAUGCAGACAGCUGCGGGCAGAGGAUGCUGAUGCCCUCACCGUCUUGGUUCCAGCAGAUCUUUUUACUUCUUUGAACAUCCUAUAAACCAUUCUGCUCAAUGCUUGAGUUUAUAGAGAAAGUUACUACUGAUAAACACAGGUCAAGAUAAUUCCACUAACUAAUCCUAAAAGAAAAUGCUAUGAGUAAAGACAGAUAAAACAAGAAAACAGUUGAUACUGGCCAGCAAACUGUCAAAACCCAUUUUUUCUAAAACAACACCGAUUUCAUUCUUUCAGGCCACUGUUUAAUUGCCAGCAGCAACAGCAACAGCUACAAUGUACCUAGGUUUCUGUGGAAUAUUCAAGUCACUUGCCAAGGCUGCAUAAUUAAAAUAAACCACUGGACAAUAUUAAUAUGUUGGUGUAUCACAUUGAUUAAAAAAAUGUCUCACUGCCAAACCUCAAAGAACAGCUUUCAAAAGGAAUUUCCACUGAGUUAAACUGUUCAUUGUAAAGUUUCUGCAAAGCUGACACUUGGCCUGACAGUAUAUGACACCUUUAUGUAUGAACUUAGAGUCUGUAUAUAGCAACCUCCACUGCAUUUGCAGGAGGAGAGAGAUGUUUAUAUAGACCACUUGAUCUAGCUGCACUCAAUGUAAUUAAAAUUAAUUUUAAAGUAGACAGAUACAGAGCUUCAGGUACCUAGUCUCAAGGAAUGGAGGCUGCUCCUACUGAGUACAAGACUGCACCCUUGAAAGUCAUAACUCUUAAGAAUUUUGUGGCUGUCAUAGAUUUGUGAUGCAGUUUGAGCACCCAGCAUGAUGCUAUGGAAUGGCAGCCAGUGAAAGCUUUGAAAAGAUACACACUGGAGCAGGGAACCACAUUAAGAAAGGAUAUAUUAUUUCUGCAUGUGGCACUGGUGGACUGCCACUAGAAAACUAUAUAUAGCCCUAGGUUUCACCUUGUCAAGAAGGCCUUCAAAUUCUGAAAGAGAAACAAAAAAAACAAAGAAACCAAAACAGGGAGAGAAAAUGUCUUUUGUUACUAAAGAGAACAAUCUGUUUAUCAGAAAGAAAGCUGAGAAGUAAUUUGAUUAUACUGUGCAAGCACUUUGAAAGGGGAAAAUGUCAGUGCUAUGGGACUCCUUAAAUGAGCCAGAAAGUUACAAGAAUUCCUGUCUAGAAGGUAAAGUCAGGCACAAUGAAAAAAUGAACAUGGCAUGAAGGGUUUUUUAGCUGUAGGUUAUAAUAUUUUAGCUACAAAAAUCAAAAUUUUUGAUUCUUUGAUCUGUUCAGAUAAAGUCUGUUGGCACUUAAAAAUAUAUGUUUAUCCAAAAACAAACAAUUUGACUCGGCAUGUAGGUAUAAAACACAAAGGCCCUGAGUAAAUAUAAGUCUUGCUAUGUGAGAGACCAGGAUCAAUGCCAAAUAAUCCUUUUUGACUUUAUGUCAUAGGAACAUAAUUAACCAGGAUCUUGGAUCCAAGUUGUCACUUGAACAGAGUUUUUAGAAAAAAUGAUGCAUUAUUAGUACAGAAAAAGCAAUUAUGUAUCAUUAGAUUAAAUCAUAAUACAUUCAUUAACAUAAAUAAACCUGUUUUUUCUUCUGUAUCAUGAGAAAUUAAUUUGCCUUGGCCUGUUCUUCUCAUGCACACAAUGUCUUCAGAGAUAAUCUUCUGUAUCUUCAAAAGGACUUUUUAUUUUCCAUUUGGUCUUGGAAGGCCUGGUUCUGUCUUCAUUUUGAGGUUGCUGAAAAAAUGAUUGGUUGUUCUUGGACUGGAUCGACCAUCAUGAAUCUAUGAGAUAUAUUACAUAAGACACUAUAAAAACAAGCCUAAAUUCCCAUACACCAAAGGAAUGAAAAUGAACAAGCCUGCAAACAACAUGAAACAAACUUGACACAAAACAGAUUUCACUGUGUACAAACAAUAGCCCUUGGCUGAUAAACGGAAAGAAGUUUUAAGGUUGUUUGUAAUGUCAUGAGAUCAUGUCUUGCAGAAUCACAGGUCUUUAUCAAACUAAUGGGCAUUUUAUAAUAAUAUGUGAAGGGAUUAUAUAAAUAAUUUGUGAGAUGUUAUUUGCUAAUAGCUAAUAGAGUGAUUUUGUUCUAGAUCUGUAUUUUCUAGUCUUGCUGAAAACAGUGUAAACUUCUGUGUUCCUAAGAAAGCGUCUCUCUGUGUUGGCAAGGAAGUGGUAGAAGAAUGUAAUUAAGCAAAGAUGACCCUAAAGUGAAAUGUGGAUUCUUUACAAUAUACAAUGUCCUUUCCACCAGCCACAUGUGUUUGUCAGAUGUUUACAGAAUCUUCAUUAACUAAGAGCUUUGCUAGAUAACAGAAGCUGAAGCAUGGCAUCAAUGACUCUGAUAAGGACAAGUGUAUGACCAAUCUGCUUGACAACUGACAAGAGGCUGGGGUUUGAAGCAGACUGCAGAAAGAACACCAGAAAGUGAUUUGCAAAGGGCAUUCCAGUUGUUUGCCUUACAUCUCCUUUCCUCUGUUUUUAUUGAAACAAGACUGGCAAUCAGCUAAAAUACCCUUGUCCUCUUGUUUCUCCACCAGAAAAUAAAUAUAGAAGAAAUGUGUUGUUUUGGAGUAUUAGCUGCACUGUCUGUUUUCAACAUCAUUGCCUGUUUGACAAGAGGCAAGCCUUUGGAAGACUGGGACAGGCUAUCAGCUAUGGGAAAGUCUGAUGCACAUGUUCAUGAUCCUGGGGAAGUAGAAGAUGAGACCCAUUUCAACUUUAAAUCUUUCUUGGAGAAUAUGAAGAUGGAUUUACUAAGGAGUUUGAAUUUGUCAAGAGUGCCCUCACAAGUGAAGACCAAAGAAGAACCACCACAGUUCAUGAUUGAUUUAUACAACAGAUAUGCUGCAGACAAGUCCUCCAUCCCUGCAUCCAAUAUUGUAAGGAGCUUCAGUACUGAAGAUGUUGUUUCUUUAGAUUCACCAGAAGAAAACCCAUUUCAGAAACACAUUUUGUUCUUCAACAUCUCUAUUCCACAAUAUGAGGAAAUCACCAGAGCUGAACUGAGAAUUUAUAUCUCCUGUCACCGGGAAGUCGGGUCUCUCUCAAGGCUGGAAGGCAACAUGGUAAUUUAUGAUGUUCUAGAUGAUGGCCACUGGGAAAACCCAGAAAGUACCAAAUCUUCCCUUGUCUACCACAAUAUCCAGGAAUGUGGUUGGAAGAUGUUUGAAGUGUCCAGCGCUGUGAAAAGAUGGGUCAGGGCAGACAAACUGGAGACUAAAAAUAAGCUAGAGGUUGUUAUAGAGACUAAAGCUCUGAGUGGUUUUACUUGUGGGAAGCUGGAUGUCAGCGUUACUCCUGACACAAAAAAUCUGCCCCUGUUAAUAGUGUUCUCCAAUGACCGCAGCAAUGGGACAAAGGAGACCAAAGUGGAGCUCCGCGAGAUGAUUGUUCACGAGCAAGAAAGUGUGCUCAAGAAACUAGGGAAGAACAACACUUCAUCUGAAGAGGAACAGCAGGGAGAGGAAAAGGCCAUCACUGGAUCCCACCGGCAUUCCUCCAGAAGCAAGAGAAGUGUUGGAGCCAACCACUGCAGGAGAACUUCCCUCCAUGUGAACUUUGAAGAGAUUGGCUGGGAUUCCUGGAUCAUUGCACCAAAAGAUUAUGAAGCUUUUGAGUGUAAAGGAGGUUGCUUCUUCCCUCUGACAGAUAACGUCACCCCAACUAAACAUGCUAUUGUCCAAACUCUGGUGCAUCUCCAAAAUCCAAAAAAAGCCUCCAAGGCCUGUUGUGUUCCAACCAAACUGGAUUCAAUCUCCAUUCUUUAUAAGGAUGAUGCUGGUGUGCCCACUUUGAUAUAUAACUAUGAAGGGAUGAAAGUGGCAGAAUGUGGCUGCAGGUAGUAUACAAGGCAGAAUCUCUAAGAAAAGGAACAUCCCCUUUAUCUGUCCUGUGUAAAUCUGUACAACAGUGAUGCAAAUGAAGACCAUUGCAAACAGGGUUAAGAGCAUGGUAUGGGGCUGAUUUUUGUUGCUGCUUGUUUUAAGGGAAAAUUGGCAUUUAAAAAUGCCAAUCUUUGUAAAUAGCCUGCAUUAUAUAUCAUGGCAAAGUGAAUACUGGAUUAAAGUAUUGUGAGAUUGAAUGAACUA
This is a messenger RNA of Taeniopygia guttata (zebra finch), 5969 nucleotides long. It is a transcript of the gene GDF2, whose product is annotated as growth differentiation factor 2. The record is from RefSeq and is a predicted model, not a curated record. Lineage: Eukaryota; Metazoa; Chordata; Aves; Passeriformes; Estrildidae. Gene Ontology annotation, biological process: BMP signaling pathway. Gene Ontology annotation, cellular component: extracellular region. Gene Ontology annotation, molecular function: growth factor activity; cytokine activity.